Molecule: messenger RNA, 2148 nt
Organism: Paramacrobiotus metropolitanus
Lineage: Eukaryota; Metazoa; Tardigrada; Eutardigrada; Parachela; Macrobiotidae
Product: pantothenate kinase 3-like
Exons: 3
Coding region: 563-1849 (428 amino acids)
Biological process (GO): coenzyme A biosynthetic process
Cellular component (GO): nucleus; cytosol
Molecular function (GO): pantothenate kinase activity; ATP binding
Source: RefSeq, a predicted model, not a curated record
UGGUCCGACGUGUACGAAUGAAAACUGUUAUUAGUAAAAAGAAGCGCGCCACUGCCAGCCGCGCAUCUUUAAUUCCCGAAACAAUUUUAUUUAGAUAUAACUCGUUAAUCUUUAUGACGUCUUGUGUGUUCGUGGGUUAUUCCUCAUUCCAUAAUCCAUACUAUUCCCGCUCGAGCCGUAUUCUACCAAAUGUAUAAGACGACUAUCAGGCUAUCAGCUUUGUUAGGUGUUCCUAAGGCCUGAUAAGUUGGUGAGAUUAUAUUUUGUGAUAGCUAUGGGCUUAGAGAUUAGGCAAUCACGUUGGGAGUGGUGAUUUGUGUGUUGUUGCCUGGAGAUGUGAUCGCCUCUGUUUUGGCGUCAGCGAUUUAUGCUUCGUGUGCUUGCGGUGGUGUUGAUCGCUCGGGCAAGCCUCCACACGCUCACUCAGCACACUCGUCUUCCUUCUUUUGCAUUCCGCUCUCUCAAAGUACUUUACCCGUAGUGUACACCUCUCUGUAAAAAAGUGUCUAUUCUACACCGUGCUUAUUACACUGUUCACCGAACCUCACGACGGCGGAGUUCAAUGAUGCUUUCUUGGUUUAGCUCUGCCUUCGGGGAACCCCAUGCCAUGGCGGAUCCCGUCAAACCCUCCCCGGUGUCCGCCGCCGGUGAUGCCCUGCGCAAGCAACUCCUCCAGGCGCGCAGCCAAUCCAAAGACCCCGCCGUCGCCGCCGUGGAGGAUGUGCCGUUCAAUCCGCCGAUGCCGUGGUUCGGAAUCGACAUCGGCGGAUCUCUCGUCAAACUGGUCUACUUUGAACCGGAAAACGUCCUCCCCGAGGAUGCGGCCUGCGAGGUGGAGCAGACCAAGAUCAUUCAGCGCUACCUGACCAGCAACAAAACCUACGGCGACACCGGAAUCCGCGAUGCGCACCUGGAGAUGCGCGGCGUCCCCAUCAACCACCACAUUGGAACGCUGCACUUUAUCCGCUUCCCCAGCAGUGCCAUGGAGAAGUUUAUCCAUUUGGCUAAAUCCAAGGGCCUGUCAGCGCUGACGACAACGGUGUGCGCCACCGGGGGUGGCGCGUUCGCCUACGAGAAGACGCUGCGACAGGAACUCAAUUUGGAGUUGCAUAAAUUCGAUGAGUUGGACUCGCUGAUCAGUGGGAUUCACUACAUUGAAUACAAUCACCCCGAGGAGACAUUCACCUUUGAGAAUCCCCUGGAUGAGGGGCAGUGCAAACGGGUGCCGCACAGUAUCCGCGAUCUGUAUCCGUAUUUGGUUGUAAAUGUCGGCAGCGGUGUCAGUAUUCUGCUGGUGGAAUCCCGCACGAAAUACCGCCGAGUUUGGGGCACGAGUAUCGGUGGGGGAACGUUUAUGGGGCUGUGCUGCUUGCUGACAGGAUGUCAGACGUUUGAGGAGGGGAUUGAGCUGGCGGCCAAGGGCGACCAUCGAAAUAUUGACAAACUGGUACGAGACAUCUACGGCGGUGACUACAGUCGUUUCAAUCUUCCCGGCGAUACGGUAGCAAGCAGUUUUGCUCAGAUGAUGGAUCCGGAGAAGCGGAAGACUGCCCGCAAAGAAGAUCUGGCCCGUGCAGUGCUGGUCACUGUGACCAACAAUAUCGGUUCCAUUGCUAUGAUGUGCGCCAUGAAUAACGGCGUCGACAAAGUGGUCUUUAUGGGCAACUUCCUCCGCGUCAACGCGAUCUCCAUGAAGCAGCUGGCCUACGCCAUGGACUAUUGGUCCAAGGGCCAAUGUAAGGCGCUAUUCAUGGAACACGAGGGAUAUUUCGGUGCCGUGGGCUGUCUGCUGGAGUACAUGAAUCUGGGACGGAUAAACCAGAACAGUAGUGAUGCAAAACCAGUGUAGACUACAAUAAAUUUGUCUGUGAGAUUAGCACAGAUUAAGUAGUUGUCUCUUCUGACCGGUAAUCUGUGCUGGGUUAAUUUAUUGUGAAUUUACAACCGUGAGCGGGGAUUUUGUGAGAAAGGUCGUCGUGGUGUUGCAGAUGUUUUAGUGUUUUUAGCCGUUGAUGUUUUUGUAGAUGUUGCAUGCUUCCAUUCGCUCGGGUAUUUGUUGUGAAUUAUUUUUGUUUAACAAAACUUAUGAUUUAAACUGUUUAUUAAGCAAUAUUUGGAGGAGACUUGUAAUAAAAAAGUUGGUAGUUC